CGUUUGAUUCCUAUAUGUCAGAGGCACAACAAAUUGGGUGUUAUUCUGCGCCCGAAAAACCGAUUUUAGUACAAAAUGAACAAGAUAGACCACAACCAAGAUUUGAUAGAGAUAAUGGUAAUGGGUAUAGUGUUACUGUUGGUAGAAUUAGGAAAUGUAAUGUAUUCGAUAUUAAAUUUACUUUGUUAGUGCAUAAUACUGUGUUGGGUGCGGCCGGAAGUGGGAUUUUGAAUGCUGAAAUCGCUCUUGCUAAAGGAUUGAUAGAAAUUUAA
Racocetra persica is the source of this 272-nucleotide messenger RNA. Lineage: Eukaryota; Fungi; Glomeromycota; Glomeromycetes; Diversisporales; Gigasporaceae. The record is from the annotation of a GenBank genome assembly.